This is a messenger RNA of Ceutorhynchus assimilis (cabbage seed weevil), 2124 nucleotides long. The record is from the annotation of a GenBank genome assembly. Lineage: Eukaryota; Metazoa; Arthropoda; Insecta; Coleoptera; Curculionidae.
AUGAAUAGUUGUCCUCAAAAGCAAAGAGAAAACCACCAAUCAGAGUCGCAGGCUUUUGUUAUUUGUUCUGGCACUUACAAAGAAUUUUACGACUCUUUACGACUGAAAAAAGAAGUACUCAAUAAAAUGCGCGUAGAUGAGGUAUCUAAAGUCGUAAUGAGUGACAUAUUGAUAUGUAGCUAUGGUGAAAGUCAAUUGAAGAGACAUAAGCGGGUGCAACUGGCCACAAUGGUUUCCAAUAAACUCAGGGAGUUAGGCAGACUAUUAUUAGUCCUAAAAGAAAUGACUGGUUGCCAUAGGUUUUUAGAUAUUUUAAAACCAGAGUUUUUUGACAAUCUUGUUACAGCAACAAAAGUAAUAAGUGGAUACAAUGAAGCGAAUAAAAACUUUAGAGCUCCAAGCUUAGCCCUUCACAUGAGUACGAGGUUGGUUCAAGUUUGCGACAUUGCUACUAAGUUGAUUAUCAAAAAACAUCGAUUUUUGGAAUGUAAAGAUCCUGAAGCAACACUUAAAAACAUUAAACGUUUACGAUCACUAAUAGUAGGUCAUUGGAACUCCGAAAUAUCGAGUUUGGCUCUCAAAGAUUUAAACGAAAAGCAGUGGGAGAAACCAAAAAUGUAUCCGCUAACCUCAGAAAUUAUGCAAUUUCAAAAAUACGUAAUAAAUGAAGCUGAAAAUGCAUGUGCGAAUAUUGAAGCUAAAAGAGAGUUAGAGGUUAAUUUUCGUAGAUUAACAGAGUGUAUCAUGGCGUUGACGCUUCUCCUCAACAGAAAACGAAUAGGCGAAAUACAGUUCCUAAAAAAAGACACCUAUCAAAAUGACAUUCCCUCAAACCACCAGCAGGAAAUUAUUGAUUCUUUAACCGAAAAUGAAAAAAUUUUAACUCGAAACUUCAAAAGAGUAGUCACAGGGGGAAAGGGAAGUAAACCUGUAGUAAUUUUGUUCCCUAAAAAAAUCCAAUCACUAAUUGAUUUUAUGUUGUCUGUACGAUCUGAAUGCGUUUCAAAAGAAAAUAACUACCUAUUUGCUAAUCCCAAAACUGAUAGUAGAUGGCUUAGUGGAUACCAUGUUUUAAAAAAGCUAGCUCAACAAUCGGGUGUUUCAAAUAAGGACCUGUUUACAUCAACAAGACUUAGAAAACAAAUUGCCACUGUUCUUCAAGUUAUGAAUAUUGGUGAAUCUGAAAUGGAACAAUUUGCAAACUUCAUGGGGCACACAAAAAAAACUCAUGAGGAGUACUAUAGAUUACCACAGGACGUAUACCAAACAGCUAAAGUAUCGAAAAUACUUAUCGUUAUAAACAAUGGUAAAGGAGCCCAAUAUAAAGGCAAGACCCUAGAUGAAAUUGAUUUAUCUGAUAAUGUCGACUCAGAUAACUCGGACCAUGAAGACGCUAAUGUUAGUGCCACAAAAAGAACUAUCAAACGUUCCAAAACCAGGUUAUCUGAAUCUCCUAGCGCGGCUUAUGAUGUGCCAGGUCCUAGUAGAAUUUAUAACGAACCAGUUACAAUUCCAGCAGUAACUGAAAAAAGAAUUCCAUAUAGUGAUUCAAGUAAAUAUUCUAGCGGUUCAAGUGCAGACGGUGAAAUAUGCGAACCACAACUAAAAAGAAAGGCGUGGAAUGAAACCCAAGCAAAAAUAUUAAGAAGUUUUUUUGCUAAACAUAUAAAAGAAAAGAUCGCCCCUAAAAAGCAUGAAGUUGAACUAUUAAUAAAAGAAUACCCAAAAGUGUUUAAAGGCCGAAAAUGGGUUACAAUAAAAGCGAAUUUAUUUAGCCUAAACAGUACAGCAGCCGAAGUUGUAUAUGCUAUAUUGGAACGAUUUGAUCUGCUAGGAGUAAGAAACCAAAAAAAGUCAUCAAGUCAAGGAAGAUAUUAUUCGGCUAUACAAUUUGGUUCGUCUAAUAGGUCAGAGAGUGGUAGGCAUAUGCUUAGGAGAGAGUAUAAUGUAAGAACAGAAGAAGUAGACCUAGAAAAAGAACCAAACUGUGAGGAAAAGGAUCAUGAAAGACUCAUUCGGAAGCAAAAUCAUCCUAUAACAAAGGCUCAGGAAAAGGAAUAUCUGGACAUUGAAGGUUCUGAGAAUGAAAUCCACUGCAACACAGUAUUCUAUGAAAACGAAUAA